Magallana angulata is the source of this 1971-nucleotide messenger RNA. Its product is annotated as protein zwilch homolog. The record is from RefSeq and is a predicted model, not a curated record. The coding region runs from base 43 to 1851 and encodes 602 amino acids. Gene Ontology annotation, biological process: protein localization to kinetochore; mitotic spindle assembly checkpoint signaling. The transcript is spliced from 2 exons. Gene Ontology annotation, cellular component: RZZ complex. NCBI's taxonomy places the organism in Eukaryota, Metazoa, Mollusca, Bivalvia, Ostreida, Ostreidae.
AUUUUUCAUAUUACGCUCCCGCCAAAUAUAAAAGUGAUAGAAAUGGACAGUCAAAAUGUAACUGAGUUUGGAAGUUUCCUGUCAAAACUAAGCCCAGAAAGUGUUGACACGAUAUUGCAAGAUGUGGAAUAUGUUUAUAUUUCAAAUGGGAAAGACCCUCGUUUAGCUGGCGUAGGGACUUUAAUGGCUGUUCCAUUGCCAAUCAUUGUAGCCCAAAAACCUGGCAGUAUGGUUGUGGCCGAUCCCGACAUCUCAGAAUAUCUACCACAGGAAUCAUCAAUAAGCAAUAAAAACAGGAUGCAGAUGAAUAGCUAUGACGUAACGCAAGGCUCACCUCUGAAGAUGCAAGAAUAUGCAGAUUUGUCGGAUAUAGAAUCCCCUGUUGCCUUCCAAGUAAAUAAAGAGCAUUUCUUCAAGACUUCUCUGACUAAACUGGGAAUUCCAUUCAACAAGACAAAAGUGGUGGCAUCCUUAUACAGCCUUGCAUCAGAUGGAAAGAGCUGGCCCCCCAUCCUUAUUUUCAGUGAUGGUAAAGACCGAAAGCACACUUCCUGUCUAAUGCUGUCUCGAGAAGAACAAUGUCUGAAGUCAACAGUCAUUAAGGUAUCCUGCCCGGAGCCGAAGAAUGUCCAUUUUCCAAAGAUCCAUAAUAUGAAGACUGUGGAGAAACAAAUGAAAUACAAGGCAAGAUAUGACAUGAUGGGGAAACUAUUACAGGAGAUAAUUAGCAAUGAGCAGGAUUUUGCUGGUUCUUUGGUUGUAGAAAUUAAAUGGUCCAAGCCCAUUUGUACGGCGGUAUUGCAGUCUCCCCCUCUUGAAUCUCAAGCCCACAUCCUUGCCCAAGUUAUGUCUGGUGAUGAGAGGUCUACAGCACAUGGAUUUUACCGGGAGUUGGAAAUGCUACGAUCAUUUGUUAAUGGGUUGGAAACAGGAGAAAUUCUUUGGUUGGCAGAUGAGGGCAAUACACCAAUUCUUGAGCAGCUGAAGAUGCUGAUUGAAAGGUUAAAGCUGGGGGAUGCCGCUAAAACUGAGAAGGAACCACCCCAAAAUGAGAUGUCAGAAGUCCUUGGACUAGAUACGCUUUCUUUUGAUCGACGGAAAGACCUGGACUUUACUGAUCAUCUGUGGAACAUCCUUAUUCAGUGCACAUCAUACAGUGAGCUGGAGGAGGCACUGAAAUAUGUUUUUGCAGUCCUUAGUAAUGGCGAAUUCUAUCCCAUGGUUCACAGAAAAAAUAACACCGUUAUUGCUCAGCUGGUAAGAGAAGCCUGCGCAGGGAAACUCAGAAUGCCAAAUUUAGCUGGCGGAAUUUAUGCCAUUCAGCUACUGGCUGAAAUAGGCUUGGAAAAAUUGCGACAGGAUUAUGUCCAUGCUUUCCUUUCAACAGAGCUGGUUGUGUUAGGGAAUAUUGAGUCCUUUGUACAAACUGAAGAGCCAUUGUCCCAGAGAUUAGCCUCGUUGGAGAAACUGCAUCAUGUGAUAGAGAUGUCAGUCAUGCUGGGAAUGUUCCUAAAGCUCUCCAUGCAAACUUUGAACUCUGUGGCCAUCCAAAUGCUGAAAUAUUAUGAAAACAACUCUGUCAAUGAAAAGCAUUUAUUUGAUUUUCCUGUCCCAACCUCGCAAAUAAAGUCAAUGAUUGAAAACUGUGCCCCUUGUUUGUGGCAGAUGGAAUUCUCCAAACCAGUGCAAAAUGCCACAGAAACAACAAAAAUUGUUUUGGCAGAGGAAAACCCCUUUCCUCAUGUUGGAUGGAGCUCAGCAUCUGAAAAUGUACCAGAAACAGGCAGUGAAGAUUUUAGAGACAGACUUUACUAUGUAAUUCGACUCGAGGACAGAGUGUCUGUACUGUAGAUCAGAUUUGACAGUGCAACAUUCAGAAAAUAUAUUCUGGAUCAAAAUACCAGUAUGUUUAAUAAUGUAUAUGACGAUACAUUUAUUUAUAAUGCAAUUACUAUUAAAUUUAUAUAUGUA